AUGAGCUUCCAGAAAAAGGCUAUCAUCAUAGAUGCACAGGGCCACUUACUUGGUCGUCUUGCUGCUGUCGUGGCAAAGACAUUGCUGCAAGGGCAAAAAGUUGUUGUGGUAAGAUGCGAGAAUAUCAAUAUAUCUGGGUCGUUCUAUCGCAAUAAAUUGAAAUAUCUUGACUUUUUGAAAAAGAGGAUGAAUACUAAUCCGUCCAGAGGACCUUAUCACUUCAGGGCGCCUGCUAAGAUAUUUUGGCGUACAGUUCGUGGAAUGCUCCCACAUAAACUUCAUCGUGGUAAACUUGCACUUGACAGGUUGAAGGUUUUCGAGGGUAUCCCUCCCCCAUACGACAAGAAGAAACGAAUGGUGGUUCCAUCAGCUUUACGGGUUAUACGACUUAAACCAGGUCGCAAGUUUUGUGUUCUGUCGCGAUUAUCAAAUGACGUUGGAUGGAAAUACAAGAAUAUUAUUGAGAAAAUGGAGAACCGCCGAAAAGCUAAAGCUGCAGUUUGGUACAAGAGGCAGAAGCUGAUGAAGAAGCCUACAGAAGCAGCUAGAGGACGAGCAAAAAAAGCCAUAGCGCCCUAUCAAGCUAUUCUUAAACAGUACGGAUAUUCAUAGUUUUAUGCGUUUCCUGGUGAUUAAAUUGUUCUAGUUGGACAAGUGUACUUUCUUGUGAGGAUGAUUGUUCAUCGCAACAGUCAUAAUUGUUUAUAGCUUUGGGUUAUUGUUGUCAGGUGGCGAACCUAUGCCAAACGUCGACGUAAAAUGACAGAACUUUAAGUAUUGCUUAUGAAGUGGAACUACAGACAUAUGCGUUAGUCUAUUCACUACGUAAAUUGGUAUUCUCUUUGCUCGCACAUCAAGUAAACUAGUGUUUAUUAGUUCAGAUUGUUGGUAUAACGUGCAUGCCUGAAUAGUGGAUGUUAGCUUGACAGGUAGCCAAAAACCGUCGUUCUUUGAAAAAGUCGAAUAACAUCCCACCUCAGUUACCAUUCUCAGAAAUCAUUAUAUUUUUAUAUUCAGCUGAACCGACAGCGAGGUAAUUUGCUCAUCAAAGCAUCAUAUCCGAUUUUUGAACGUACACUUCUGUUGAAUAAUUAAGAAACUGACCUGGUGCGAAUGACUUCACUGUUUUUACCUUCAUGUCACUAACUAACUAGGAUUGUCGUUGUAAGUUAUGCGUCCAGAUCUAUGCAUCUUCGAAUUUAGUGAUUAUCUUCGUCAGUUUUCUCCAGCAAUUGUCUAGGUUCGACAACCGUAAGCUACACAUAUCGUGUUCAAAAGAAACGUGAAUGCAUUUUCAUAUAUCCUUCUUACUUUGAAAAUGACGCUUCGAAAAAUCUCCGGUUAUACACAUCUUGCAUCUACUCUGUCCCAUUUAAUCUGCGUAGGCACCAGUUUGACUAAUGUGAAUUGGUGAUUAGGAUGAGUCGAGUGGUUGCUGUGUUGUCCAUUUGUUUGAAGGCCCUUGCAGAUGAUUUGAGGAAUGCGUCGGCUUAAUACUGUCGCAACCACUUGUGACUGAUAUUUAAAAGACUACUGAUUGGUACGCUUGGUCUCACUGGUAGAAACUGUUUUUGAUAGCGUUUGUGUCUCAGCUUCCACUUCAAAAGUUAAACUCUUUGAAAUGUUUCUUGCUCUAUCUCGCGUGACUCUUUCUCACACUAACAGGAUUUUGAAAGAGUGCGGUUAUAACGUAAUAGUCGGGAGUGUCUACGCUUAAAUUUAGUAUUUAUUUAGGUUUGGUAGUCAUUCUAAAAAUGCAGUUUUAGAUAUGAAUUUUCUGAUAUGAUGCAGUUACAAAUGUGUUCCAUCCGUUGGCUUAGAUACCACUUGAGAUAAAGUAAUGUGUUGACUGAAGGGAGUACUGUCCGCGUCAAAACUGCGUGAAUCAGUGUGCUAUCGUAAUCGCUAGUGGAUUGUGGAUACAAGGAAUUUGGCUGUUUGUAUAUUUGUCUGAGUCGUAAAUGUAUUCAUUCAUAUUUACUGCCACAGACAACCAAGGCUGACUAGUGUGAACCAGGGAAAAAUUUGGGAAAUCAACUAGAGACAAUCUGAUUUGUCCUUGGUUCACCUUAACUACCUGUGGAAAGUAUAACUGCGGUGGUAGUUUUUAAGUAUAUUUCCAACAAGAUGAAUUUUUGUGAUUUCUUUGUCUGUCCGCCUCUGAUGUAUUUAAUUACACACUUUAUUAGAAUCUAGUGUUACUGCGCCCUGAUUUUAUCUGGAUGUUCUAUUUUUCUC
Molecule: messenger RNA, 2238 nt
Organism: Trichobilharzia regenti
Lineage: Eukaryota; Metazoa; Platyhelminthes; Trematoda; Strigeidida; Schistosomatidae
Source: the annotation of a GenBank genome assembly